AUGUACCGACAAAUUUGGGUAGAUCCCCGCGAUCGCGACUUUCAAAGAAUCGUUUGGAGGCCUAAUGAGAGUGCCGACAUUCUCGACUACCAACUUAAUACAGUAACGUACGGAAUGGUCUCCGCUCCAUAUCUCGCGCUCUGCGUUCUUAAACAGCUCGCAACGGAUGAAGGCGAGCCAUUUCCUAUUGCUGUUUCGAUUCUUAGGGAUAAUAUUUACGUCGACGACGUUCUAUUCGGUGCUCACACCAUUUCGCAAAUUCAAACAGCUCGCAAACAACUUUGCGAGCUUCUGUCUCGCGGAGGAUUUACAUUGCGAAAAUGGGCGAGCAAUCGGGCGGAGUUACUCUCCGAUAUUCCGUCUGAGGACCACGGUUUAGCGUGUCACCGUGAUCUUCAGUUGGACGAAAACGUCAAGAUUCUAG
Messenger RNA from Vollenhovia emeryi, 424 nucleotides. RefSeq lists its product as uncharacterized. The record is from RefSeq and is a predicted model, not a curated record. The transcript has a single exon. Lineage: Eukaryota; Metazoa; Arthropoda; Insecta; Hymenoptera; Formicidae. The annotation marks the transcript as partial.